GCGGUAUGCGGAACAGGAGACAAUCAAUUAAGAAUAGUAAGUUUAGGUGUUGGUCCUGAAGAAAAGUACCAAGUGUCGCAUUCUCAAGAAAUUACUUGUCUAGUAGUUACUCCAGAUUCUCAGUCACUGAUUACGGGCUCGAGAGACAUGAGUUUGAAGGUUUGGCAGCUCGCUGGCGGCAAAUUAUCUCAGGUCCUCGUUGGUCACACGGAUCACGUCACCUGCGUCGCAGUUUCUGUGCUCGACAAAUCCAUCGUAGUUUCUGGUUCCAAGGAUGCGAACCUGAUCGUCUGGGAUAUAAAUACUGGCAGCGAUCUGCAUACGUUAAAAGGCCAUUUAGGUUAUGUAACCUGCGUAAAAUUGUCGUGUGAUGGAACUCUAGCAGCGUCUGGAAGCGAAGACAAGAGUUUGAUCAUUUGGGACACGAAGAAGGGCUGUUCACUGAGCAGCAUAAUGUUACACGUCCCUGUGUUAGGUGUCGAGGUUGCCACGGAUAUGUCGAGGCUCGCGUUGCAUUUACUCGAACACAAAUGCAUGCCUAUUCUAUGUUUGCAUAAUACUCCAGCGCAGUAUGUGAAAUUACCGGAUUACGUAGCACCCUGGUGCGAUACCAGAGAUUUGAGACCACCCGGACGGAAGAGACCCAAUAAGAGAUUAUUGAAGAAAGAAGUGUCAUUGGAUAGCGACACGUGGCAUAGGAAAUAUGGCCAUCUCACUUCAGGGGUUUUAACGUCGUCGAUAGAGGAUGGAUUACAACGACGAUUCAGCGUAAGCGCUUCCAUGGACGAGAUCAGCAAAGUCGGAUUAACGAGUAGUCCAUCCGGUUUAGGACCGGAACAGGCUGCACUCGCCCAGUCCCAACACUUUGAUCAACUCGAAGCACUUUGGAAUAAACAGUCGCCACCUGCUAGACCUCGUGCUCAUGGUAGGACUUUGUCGAAGCAAAGUUCUUUGCAAGCUACGCGAAUAUCAGAUUCUGAGGAAGAAGGUGUACCAGACUAAAGCGAUACUUUGUUAGAAACUAAACGGACUAAAUCCUAGUCGUCGUACUUUCUUCUUUUUUUUCCACUGUCUUUCUAAGUAACAGAGAAGAAAAAUAGUAAGUAGGAAAAAAAAAAAACACGAAAGGAAAACGUCUCUAAGGUAAAGCUCUAAAUUACAAAUUUCUCGUGUCUGACGCAAUAAACAUGAAUAUAUAUAUAUAUAUAUAUAUAUAUAUAUAAAUAUAGAUACACAUAUGUAUAUCAUUAUUAGAGGAGAAAUAAAUUAACUUUAUUUAUUUUCA
Bombus huntii is the source of this 1285-nucleotide messenger RNA. RefSeq lists its product as uncharacterized. NCBI's taxonomy places the organism in Eukaryota, Metazoa, Arthropoda, Insecta, Hymenoptera, Apidae. Gene Ontology annotation, biological process: negative regulation of transcription by RNA polymerase II. The record is from RefSeq and is a predicted model, not a curated record. Gene Ontology annotation, molecular function: protein binding. Gene Ontology annotation, cellular component: transcription repressor complex; nucleus. The transcript has 4 exons. The coding region runs from base 148 to 1002 and encodes 284 amino acids.